AUGGACCAGAGCGAGGCACGAACGGCUCCUCUCGUGCAGCCAGAUCAUGGCCACCAUGUGGGAUGGAAGUCGGCCGGCAUCAUUCUCUUCACGUUUGCAGCGCCCUCUGCAGUGAUGGCCGUGCCCUUUGCCAUUGCGAAUGCCGGCUACGCCGGCGGCAUGAUUCUGUGCAUCAUCCUUACAUGGGCCUCGGUUGCUGGAGCUAACAUGCUCCUGGAGAUGAAGCUGCUGUACCCGCACUGCGAGACUUUGGGAGAUCUUGGCAAGGAAGUUAUUGGCAGGUGGACACAGAUUUGGGGCAAUGUGAUUCAGCUCGGGAACUUCUGUCUUUUCAUGCCGUGUGCUCUUUCAUUCGUCGCCCAAUCCUUGUACUCCAUCGGCACUCUUGGUCCUCUGGGCGACUGCAUUGAUUACUACGUUUGGGUCGUUGCGGGCAUCUGCUUGCUGUCUACGCAGGUCCGGAGCUUCGACAACGUUAAUGUCUUUACCACGAUUGCUUUUCUUUGCUCCAUCGGCAUGGUCGUUACCAUGGUGGUGGGUGCCUUCCAGUAUGAGCACACGCCCAGAAUCCCGGCACAAUGGUUUGGUAACCCAGAGCCUGAUCCAGGCUUGCGGCUCAUACGGCUUGCCAGUGGCUUUACUAUCAAUGCUUGGGCCUUCAUUCCCGCUUUCCUCACCGUCGAACUCAGCACUUGCAUGCCAAACCCGGUGGACUUCAAAAAGUCUCUGCUGCUGGCCGGCGGCCUCAACGUGGUACUCUUCGUGAUCGUUGGCAGUAUCGUGGUGGUCCGCUGGGGUUACAACGUCGGUGAAGUCAUCGCAAUCACCGCGGGUGUAGGUGCUUUCGUCCCAGGGAAUGUGAUCAAUACGCUCUUCAACGCCUUCCAGCUGGGCGGCAACUUCGUGUGUUACAUGCUGGACUCAGUUCCACUCGCUCGGUUCUGCCAAGAGACUUGGGCUCCGAACUUCAAGGACACCUGGACAAUGCCAGAUAUCCUGAGAUACUUGGGCUACACCUUGCCCACCUUCUUUGUGGCACUCCUCCUGAGCACCUUCGCUCCCAGCAUCGACACACUCGUGGACUUCGUCACUGCUCUAACUAUUCCUUGGGUGACACAGAUCUACCCCGCAGUCCUCUAUUGGAAAUUCCUCCAUGGUCGAGCGGCAGACAAUAUUGAGUGUGGAUUGGAAGACCCCAUCAAGAAGUCAGAGAAGAUCACCGUCGCCCUAGUGUUCACUGUCGGGUGCAUCAGCUUCUGCGCCUGCAUGCUGAAAGCUGUCGGAUACCUUGCCCUUGAUGAGCUCCGGCCGUCGUUUCAGAUUGGAUGCAACAACUGGCUGAUUUGGAAAUGGUCCGGCAACUAA
Messenger RNA from Symbiodinium necroappetens, 1365 nucleotides. The record is from the annotation of a GenBank genome assembly. NCBI's taxonomy places the organism in Eukaryota, Dinophyceae, Suessiales, Symbiodiniaceae.